Euleptes europaea (tarantolino) is the source of this 1021-nucleotide messenger RNA. It is a transcript of the gene ANKRD49, whose product is annotated as ankyrin repeat domain 49. The record is from RefSeq and is a predicted model, not a curated record. The coding region runs from base 23 to 745 and encodes 240 amino acids. NCBI's taxonomy places the organism in Eukaryota, Metazoa, Chordata, Lepidosauria, Squamata, Sphaerodactylidae. Gene Ontology annotation, molecular function: protein binding. The transcript has 2 exons.
UGGAGACUUGGAAUCUACAAAGAUGAAUGAAAGUGAGAAAUCGGCUGAGAGAAAUAUAGAGGAGGAGGCAAAAGAUGAUAAAGACUUUGCCGAGAGCUUUAACCAACUGGAAUUGCUGGAGACGCACAGACAUCUGAUCCCCACCGGAACACAGAGUCUUUGGUCUGGAGAUUCUGAUGAGGAAGAUCAGGAAGAAAAAAGCGAGGAAUGGUACCAAGCCCAGGAGAAAAAGCUGGAGAACAACCCAGAUAAGCUGCUGCUUUGGGCAGCUGAAAAAAAUCGACUUAGCACAGUGCAAAGACUCCUGACUCAAAACCUGGCUCCAGUAAAUGUCCGUGAUGAAGACCGAUACACCCCUCUCCACCGUGCUGCCUACAACGGUCACUUAGAAGUGGUGCGCGAGUUGAUUGCCCAUGGCGCAGACGUCCACGCUUUAACGGUGGACAGCUGGACACCACUCCACAGCGCCUGCAAGUGGAACAACACAAAGAUAGCGUCGUUCUUGCUUCAGCACGGCGCGGAUAUCAAUGCUCAGACCAAUGGCUUGCUAACACCGCUACACCUUGCUUCGGGAAACAGGGAGAGUAAGGAAACCCUUGAACUUCUGCUGAUGAAUCGCUAUUUGAAGCCAAAUCUCAAAAACAACCUGGAUGAAACGGCCUACGAUAUCGCUUGCAGGACUGACAUAUAUCACUACCUGUUCGAAAUUGUUGAAAGUUGCACAAAUUCUGUGUCGGAUUCUUAGUAAUUGUAAACAUUUGAAUGUCAAACUCGUUCCCAGCGCCUUUUUUGUAAUAACUACACUUCGUAAUUGCACUCAAAGUUGGUGCUUUCAACCCCACCUCUCAGUAUAGCUUUACUCUAUGAAAUACUGAAAUGAGAUCAUUUUGUGGAGAUGUCAUUAUUUUUAUAAUAAUAGAAACUACACUACCCUUAUAUUUGUGAAGCAUUUUCACUUUUACUUGAAAAGCUUUGGGGGAAAUCCUAAGGCCCUUGGGACCAUUUCCCAUGUUGAUCACUU